Molecule: messenger RNA, 6711 nt
Organism: Henningerozyma blattae CBS 6284
Lineage: Eukaryota; Fungi; Ascomycota; Saccharomycetes; Saccharomycetales; Saccharomycetaceae
Gene: POL2
Product: DNA polymerase epsilon catalytic subunit
Exons: 1
Coding region: 1-6711 (2236 amino acids)
Biological process (GO): base-excision repair, gap-filling; DNA replication; DNA replication proofreading
Cellular component (GO): nucleus; epsilon DNA polymerase complex
Molecular function (GO): single-stranded DNA 3'-5' DNA exonuclease activity; DNA binding; DNA-directed DNA polymerase activity
Source: RefSeq, a predicted model, not a curated record
AUGUCAAGUAGGUUUAAAGGAUCGACGGCUGCAAGAUUCGUCAAAAACUCAAAUUCAAAUUCAAAUGCCACUUCUAAAAGUAAUUCAAACCCAUAUCAAAGAAAUAAUAUAUCCACUUCAUAUGCUCAAUCAGCGCAACAAAUAAUACAAACAGCUAAAGUUAAUGAUAUUGAUAAUAUGAUGGGCUUUGAAAGAUAUAUACCUCCACAAUUUGGCGGUAAAAUCGAUAGUCAAAAUCUAGAUCAUGUACCUGGUCGUGUGGGUUGGCUAACUAAUAUGCAUCCAGUGACUUUGCCACAAGAAGUAAUUUCUGGGGGCCAAACCAAAAGCUCUACAAAUAAUAUGAACUCUGGCGGUAUUGCUGGUGUUGAUUUCUACUUCUUAGAUGAAGAAGGUGGGAGCUUUAAAGCAACUAUAAAUUAUGACCCUUAUUUUUUUGUAAUUUGUAACGAUGUUACAAGAAUUAAUGAAAUGGAAGAGUUCUUGAAAAAAUUUUUAGAAACGUGUCUAAAAAGUAUUGAAAUUAUAACGAAAGAAGAUUUAUCAUUAGAUAAUCAUUUGGUAGGUUUAAAGAGAACACUUUUAAAAUUAAAUUUCGUCAAUUCGAAUAAUUUAUUUGAGGCAAGAAAAUUAUUAAGGCCAAUCUUAACAGAAAAUUCGAAUACAAAGCGCCAACGUGAUAUAUACAAAAAAAAUAUUCAUACAUUUAAUACUACUACUAAUAAUAAUAAUAUCGAAAAGGAACUCCCGGAUAUCAAAGAAUCGUUGGAUGAUAUAAAAGAAUACGAUGUCCCAUACCAUGUCCGUGUAUCUAUAGAUAAAAAUAUUCGUGUUGGGAAAUGGUACAAAGUGACUAUAGGAGGAUUUUUUGAAGUUGAUAAAGUUGUCUUUGCAGAUCCUGUUGUCCUUGCAUUUGAUAUUGAAACAACAAAACCUCCUUUAAAAUUCCCAGAUUCAUCAGUUGAUCAAGUUAUGAUGAUUUCGUAUAUGAUUGAUGGUGAAGGUUAUUUGAUCACUAAUAGGGAAAUUAUUUCUGAAGAUAUCGAGGAUUUUGAAUAUUCACCAAAACCAGAAUAUCAAGGUAAUUUUACAAUUUUUAAUGAAGAUGAUGAAUUAGCAUUAUUACAGCGAUUCUUUGAACAUAUUCGUGAUGUCCGUCCAACAGUCAUUGCAACAUUUAAUGGUGACUUCUUUGAUUGGCCCUUUAUAGACACCAGAGCAAAAUUUCACGGUUUAGAUAUGUUUGAUGAGAUUGGGUUUGCUGUAGAUUCCGAGGGAGAAUAUAAAUCCUCGUAUUGUUCACAUAUGGAUUGUUUUAGAUGGGUAAAGCGUGAUUCUUAUUUACCUCAAGGUUCUCAAGGUUUAAAAGCUGUGACUCAAGCAAAAUUAGGUUACAAUCCAAUUGAACUAGAUCCAGAACUAAUGACACCUUAUGCUUAUGAAAAACCACAACAUUUAUCAGAAUAUUCUGUUUCUGAUGCUGUUGCUACAUAUUAUUUAUAUAUGAAAUAUGUUCAUCCUUUUGUUUUCUCUUUGUGCACUAUUAUUCCAUUGAAUCCUGAUGAAGUUCUUCGAAAAGGUACAGGUACAUUAUGUGAGAUGUUAUUAAUGGUCCAGGCAUAUCAAUGUAACAUUCUUCUGCCGAAUAAGCACACAGACCCAAUUGAAAGAUUUUAUGAUGGUCAUUUGUUAGAAUCAGAAACUUAUGUUGGGGGGCAUGUUGAAUCUUUAGAAGCAGGUGUUUUUAGAAGUGAUAUUCCUAACGAUUUUAAAAUUGACCCCAAUAUGAUAGAUGAACUUCUUGAUGAUUUACCAAACGCAUUAAAGUUUUGCGUGGAGGUCGAAAAUAAAGCUAAGAUUGGUGAUGUUAUCAAUUUUGAUGAAAUUCAAAAGCAAGUUAAAGAUAGUCUAUUAGCUUUAAAAAAUGAUCCAAAAAGGUACGAAUUACCUUUAAUAUAUCACGUAGAUGUUGCAUCCAUGUAUCCAAAUAUUAUGAUUACAAAUAGAUUACAGCCCGAUAGUAUGAAAACUGAGAGAGAUUGUGCCAGUUGUGAUUUUAAUAGGCCAGGUAAACGUUGUGAUAGAAGGCUAAAAUGGGCAUGGAGAGGUGAAUAUUUUCCUGCAAAAAUGGAUGAGUAUAAUAUGAUUAAACGUGCUUUACAAAAUGAAGUAUUUCCAAAUAAAAAUAAAAAUUCCAAGAAGGAAUUUUUGACAUUUGAUGAAUUAAGUUACUCAGAUCAAGUGGCUCAUAUUAAAAAAAGAUUAACUGAUUAUUGUAAAAAGGUGUAUAGCAGAACAAAAGUGUCUGAAGUUGUUGAGCGUGAAGCCAUUGUUUGCCAAAGAGAAAACCCUUUCUAUGCCAAUACAGUUCGUUCUUUUCGUGAUAGGCGUUAUGAUUUUAAAGGUCUUGCAAAGACUUGGAAGCAGAAACUUGCAGCGAUCGAUAAAGAAGAUACCCAUGCUAGGGAGGAAGCGAAAAAAACCAUUGUUCUUUACGAUUCUUUGCAAUUAGCCCAUAAAGUUAUUUUAAAUUCUUUCUACGGGUACGUUAUGAGAAAGGGUUCUCGUUGGUAUUCUAUGGAAAUGGCUGGUAUCACCUGUCUAACCGGUGCUACUAUCAUUCAGAUGGCUAGAUCUGUUGUUGAAAAGGUUGGUAGACCGUUAGAACUAGAUACAGAUGGUAUCUGGUGUAUUCUUCCAAAGUCUUUCCCAGAAAAUUACUUUUUUAAAUUAGAGAAUGGUAAAAAACUAUAUAUGUCAUAUCCUUGUUCAAUGUUAAAUUAUAAAGUUCACCAGAAAUUUACUAAUCAUCAAUAUCAAACCUUAGUUGACCCAAUUAAACACAAAUAUGAGACACAUAGCGAAAAUUCUAUUUUCUUUGAAGUUGAUGGGCCAUAUAAAGCAAUAAUUUUACCAACCUCUAAAGAAGAAGGUAAAGGUAUUAAAAAAAGAUAUGCGGUUUUUAAUGACGACGGUUCAUUAGCUGAAUUGAAGGGGUUCGAACUGAAACGUCGUGGUGAAUUGCAAUUAAUUAAAAAUUUCCAAAGUGAUAUUUUUAAAGUAUUUUUAGAUGGGGAUACUUUAGAAAAUUGUUACAAGGCAGUUGCAGCUGUUGCAAAUCGUUGGUUAGAUGUUCUAGAUUCAAAAGGUCAAAUGUUAGAGGAUGAAGAUUUAAUUUCUUUGAUUUGUGAAAAUAGAAGUAUGUCUAAAACAUUGAAAGAAUAUGAAGGCCAGAAAUCUACAUCUAUUACAACAGCAAAAAGAUUAGGCCAAUUUUUAGGUGAAGAUAUGGUGAAAGAUAAAGGUUUACAAUGUAAGUAUAUUAUUAGUACUAAACCACUAAAUGCACCAGUGACAGAGAGAGCCAUUCCAGUAGCAAUUUUUUCCACAGAUAUUGAUACCAAACGGACAUUUUUGAGACGUUGGACAAUGGACCCAACCUUGGAUAACUUUGAUAUAAGAACCAUUAUUGACUGGGAGUAUUAUAGGGAGAGAGUAGCUUCAGUGGUACAAAAAAUUAUUAGUAUCCCUGCAGCUUUACAAAAUGUUUCAAACCCAGUACCAAGAGUUCAACAUCCGGAAUGGUUACAAAAGAAGAUUAGUCAACAAGAAGAUAAGUUUAAGCAAAGCUCACUCACCAAAUUUUUUUCAACCACUAAAAUUCCUCCAAAAAUAGGUCAACUUAAAGAUAUUGAAGAUUUAUUUAAGGCUACUGAUGAAAAUAACGGCAUAAAUAUAAAAAAAGUUGCAAAAAUUUCAACUAGAAAGAUGACUCCAAAGAGAAGGAGGCAGGAAGAGCUUAAAAAUGAAGAAGCUUCUUUAGUGUUACCUUCAGAAAUGCCAUCUAUUGAUGAUGACUACGAAGCUUGGCUAGGAUAUCAAAAGAUAAAAUGGAAAAUCCAGGCUAGAGAUCGUAAACGUAGAGCUCAGUUAUUUGGUGCUUCAAAUAGUGGCUCAGGUAGAACUGCACUUGGUAAUAUGGUCAGAAGACAGGCAGAAUCUUACUCUAAAUCUGUAUGGGAAAUACUUCAGUACAAGUCAUCUUCAGAGCCUGGUAUUGUCGAUGUGUACGUAACAAUUAAUGGCAAAAUACAAACAUUGAAAUUUAAAGUUCCGAAAAUAAUUUAUAUUAAAGUGAAAAACAAUCUAUUACCUCAUGGGAAAAUUAACCAUUGCAUGGUAGAAAAAUGUACCUUCGAUUUACCUAGUAAUAUGAACGUUUCAGAUUCCCAGCCCGGAGAGCUAUAUAAGUUGAUACUGCCAGAGGAAGUUUAUUUGGAUGAAAUCCAUAAUAGUACAAGCUUAUUAAAUCAUGAGAAUGUAGUAGGUGUUUUUGAAGGGACUAUCCAACCAACAGAACGUGUAACUUUAGAGCUGGGUAGUUCUGUUAUUUUUAAUUCCACCCAGAUGGGUUCCCUAGGUAAAGGUUUACAGCAAGGUUUCGACAUGAAAAAUCUUUCCAUGACAGAUCAUAGUAAAUAUCUUUCCAGAUUUUCCAGCGAAACCUGUUAUUUACUCCAUAUUGUUACAAAUAUCGGCUACGAAUUUUUCAUUUUAUACAAAUCCUGGAGUAAUACAAUAAAGGUAUUCACUUUGAAACCCUCUUCACAUGCUGCUGAAUUAUCUUCAGGAUCAUUACAGCAAGUUUUUAAAAAUUAUUUCCAAAAAAAAUAUGAAAAUAAUGAAAAAGACAUAAAACUAGUUAAAUUAUCUGAAGAUAUGAUAUUUGAACUAGAUAGUUUUACUGACAUUUCGCAGCUAUACAGAAAGUUAAACAAAAGUAUCACCAAAGUAAAGGAAGAAAAGGGUAUCCAAUUAAUUUUAUUUUUGCAAUCACCUUAUAUCCAGAAGUUAACCAGAUUCUUAAAACCACUUAAUCAAGUCCCUAUAGUUAAAGUAUCUAUGAGUGAAGUUACAUUGCCACCUUUAAACUGGCAAGGUACAAUGACUAAAAGAAUUUCUCAAUAUUUAGUGUCUCUAGGUUCAUGGUAUGCACAUUUGUUAGCUUUGUCUAAAUAUAGUAAUAUACCAUUAUGUAAUCUUCAGCUGGAUAAUAUGGGUUAUGUUAUUGAUGUUAUAUAUGCCAGAAAAUUGAAAAGAGAGGGUAUUAUUAUUUGGUGGAACGAAAAUGGGCCCUUACCAGAUUUAGGUGGUAAACAGAAAGAUUUCGAUAUUAAUACAUCUUGGACAAUGAACAAUUUGCAAUUUCCAAGAAUAAAUGUACCUGAUGUUUACGAUAAUGUUAUUUUAGAAAUUGAUAUCAAGAACUUGGUUGUAAAUACUGUUCUUGGUAUCACCUUAUUCAACGAUGCUGAGGGCAGUGAUAUGGCUAAUGCUUCUCUUAACAAUACUGAGGAUUCUGUAAAUGGCCAGUCCUCUACUUUCAUCCAAGACGCCUUUUCAGGCCCAUCUUUAUUAGUAUUAAGGAAUAUGUUAAAAGAUUGGUGGGAUGACGCGAUGAAGCAAAAUUCUAUAGCUGAUUUGUUAGUUAAUUCUCUUAUUGCUUGGGUUCAAAAUCCGGAUUCCAAAUUAUUUGAUGGCACCUUAAGAUACCAUAUUAAUAAUCUUUCUAAAAAAGCGAUGUUACAAUUGAUGAAUGAAUUUUAUUCCCUAGGUGGUUCUGUUGUUUAUGCAGACAGAAAUAAAUUAUUUAUCAAAACUACCAAAUUUGCCCCUGAAAAUUCUUAUGCAUAUGGUCAAUAUAUGAUGAAAGCUAUUAGAACCAACCCAUGUUUCAAUUACUUGGAAUUAAAUAUUGUAAGAUACUGGGAUUUAUUGAUAUGGAUGGAUAAAUACAAUUUUGGGGGUCUAGCUUGUAAUACAAUUGAAGAUCGGGAUAAACAAGAUUUUAGAGCAUAUUCUCAAUGGCAAAUCAAGAAAUUUUUACCUAUUGCCUUACAGGCUGAAUUUGAAGAUUGGAUCAUGAUUAUUUUAGACAGUAUGUUAAGAACCAAAAGAAGCUUUUUUGAAAAAGAUGUAAACACACAAAGAUUAACCCAGCUUGGCCCACAAUCUAAACAAGAUAUUGACGAAGAUUCGGAAGGCCCAUUGGCAUCAUUCACUGAUAUUUUUGCUAAAUCUUUAAUUCAAAGAGUUGGUAAGCUUUUUAGAACUCAACAAGAGUCUGCAUUGUAUUAUUCUGAGGAAUAUAAAUUUCCUGAAUUACCUGGCUCCUAUCUUGACAUGAGAAAUCCGGUGCUGGUGUUUGUUAAAUUUUUAUGUCAUAUAAUGUUAUUAUCAAAGAAAAAUACAUUAGAAGUAAGAAGUUUACGAAAGGAACUAUUGAAAACUUUUGAGGUUCGUGAAUUUCAUAAGUCUGCUGAAUUUGUCAAUCCAAGCACUAGUUUGGAAUUGGCAAACUGUCUAUGUGAGCAUUGCUACUUUACUACAGAUCUUGAUAUGUGUAAGGAAGAACCUGGUAGGUUAUUUAAUUGUGAGAGAUGUCAAAAGCCACGCAACAAAACUCAGAUUGAAGAAUAUUUGAUUCAAAAUUUAACUACUGGAAUUCAAUCCUAUUUAUCUCAAGAUUCCCGUUGUGUGAAAUGUCAUACUAUAAGAGUUGAUUAUAUGAGUCCACAUUGUAAAUGUUCUGGUAAAUGGGGAAAUGUAACUUCUCAUGAAUCAAUCUUAGAAACUAUUAAAGUAUUUGAUAAUGUUGCGACGUUCUUUGGAUUUACACAUCUUCAAGCUGCCCUUGAACAGAUGAUAUAG